GACACGUGUGAGGGAGCUGAUAACAACUGGAGCUGUCUCGGGGCUUUACAAUCCUGGCAUGAGCGGCCAGCAUCUGUGCUGCUCCGGAGGAUGCAAUAAGCAGCCGGGAGUGGGAAAUACUGCCGGUAAUCCCUCCCUGCCUGCCUUCCCUUCAGCCCACCACGGGAACAUGAAGGCUGCCUGUGGCCGGAUCCUGCUGCCGCCGCUGUGGGCCCUGUGCCUGGUGACCCUGGCUGGAGGGCAACCGAAAGCGCCUCUGAAGUGUUCAAUAGAGUGCAGAGGUUUUACAAGGCAGUUAGCGGAGAAGCAGAUCAGGAGCUACCGCAUGACGGAACCCAGCUGCAAAAAACAAGCCACCAUAUUUAUUACUCUGAAGUUCAAGGAGAUUUGUGCAGAUUCAAGGGAAGACUGGGUGCAGAAGAUCAAAGACAAACUGGACAGGAAGAAGGCCACAGUGGUGCCACCACAUGAUGUCACCUCAGGAAAAGAGCCUGGCAGUCUUGAGAGACGUGUUGGUCUUCCAGAAGUGGCUCCAUCUCAAGCCACUGCUCCAGCUAGUUUCUUCCAAGGGACUGGAACAACGCUUAGGGAGAGAACACAUGCUCCUGCUGCCAGGACAGAGGUGUCCAGCAAGUCCCCACUGGGCAGGCAGGACCCUACCCAGCUCCCUGCAGGAUCCACCCCCAUGACACAGGAGGAGGCUGCACACUCUGAGGUCACUCCAGCAGCACACAGAGAGUCCUCAAAUUCUCCUGUGUCUUCAACAACUGUUACAGCAGACGUGGGCUCCAGCCAGCCCAGCCCACACCCCUCUGUUCCAGGUACAGCUUCUCCUAACUCACAUUCAGACCUGAUGGCUGCUGCUAAAGGAUCAAACCAACCUGUACUUUCUACAAAUGGAUCCCUGGACCCUACAAGUGCCAGAGCCAACACACCAGACACUGCUUCCAGGAGCUCUAGAUCAGAUCUCCCCUCCAUCUGGGACACUAUGAAGAACACAACAGACACAGAGACAGCACCACAGACUACUUCAAUUUCUACUCUAAUCUCCACCGGUGCUAUGGACAAAGCUGCUUCUGUCCAUACCAACAGGGUUGUUGGUCCCUCUGCAGAUGUGUUUGGUACUACAGCAUUUGAUUAUUCAUCGCCUGUAGGGAAGCAAGAGCCUUCAAACACAGUUUCUAGUCACCAGACAUUCUCAGGCCAAGCCAGAGUGCAGAUGAUCACAGUCAGGCCAAAAAAUCUGCCUCUGCCCAGCUUCUUAUCAGAGUCCCAAAUGCACUUUGUCAUCCCAGUUUCUGUGGUGUGUGGACUGAUGGUUAGCAGUGUUGCUCUUGUAUGGCUUUACCUGAAAUUUGGAGUCAAACCAGAGGAAACAUCAAGAGAAAUGGUACAGGGCUUGCUCUACCAGCAGGCAGGACAUCAAGACAAUGUCUAUCCAAUGGAAGUAAUAUGAAUGCUUUGUGGCAUGGACGUUUCUGGCCUCAACUGUAUGUAUGUUGCUGCAGAAAAGCUGUUCAUUCUGCACUGGUGACCAGUAGGAAGCAAGCCUGGGAAUAAAAAUCACUGAGAAAACUGAUUUUUUUUUGUAGAGCAGAAUGCCCAACAAUGUAUCUAUUUCGUCAUUGACCAAUCACAGUGUUUUGGAAAUACAGGAGACACUUCUUUUCUACUGGCACUGUUAUGGACGAAGGCUGUGCCUCUUCUAUUGCUGUUGAUGGCUCUUUGCCAGGUGAUGUGAUUUUCCAAGUCACUGUUGGGAAUUUUUCUGUGGUUCAUCCUGGCCCAGGCAAGAAGCCACUCACCCACUCACACUGUUGGACUUGGCCUCAGCCACCUUGAGCAAUCUUAACACCAAACCCACACAAUUUGCACUUAAACUCUCUGCUGCUUCUUUCUUUGCACUUCAGGUCUCUGCUCUGUCAGACCAAGAGUGAAGCUGGUGGCCAGCUGGGUGCUGCUUUCCUUGGGCUGAUUGAAUUUGCUCCCAUCAUUUUCUCUGGCUGGAGACAUGAGGGAUAGCCCAGCUUUUCAGAAAUAGUUGACAAACACUGCAUCUGAUCAAGUGACUGAAGGUCAGUGCUACAGAUCUUAUAUUCAGAGAAGCUGGCAGCUCACAGUCUAUCUCCUCCUUGAAAUCAGGCCCUUCCUUUUAGCAGCUAUGGGCUAUGGGUAUUUCUUCUUACAGAUGAAUUCUGAGAGCUGGUUCUUGCCAAAUCUAUGCAAUAACCCCUUCUGCCAGCUGAUGCACCUUGUGUCCAGCUGCAUCCAACACCAGGGCAGGAUAACGCUGAUGAAUCUUCACAAAUGGGAGAAAACAAGAAGUCACACAAUAAUUUGACUAUUCCUGUGUUACCAUUGGAACAUUUUUGCUGUUCUCUGCAAGCACAAAACCCAGGAAAUGUGGAGCUAAAGGCUGCUCUGGAUGUAGUCAUGCAGGAAUUACUCUACUACAGGAGACAUAACAUCCUUCUGAUCUCAUUUUCUCACAAGAAAUAAGCACAUUUGCUGAUCCA
Molecule: messenger RNA, 2516 nt
Organism: Hirundo rustica (Barn swallow)
Lineage: Eukaryota; Metazoa; Chordata; Aves; Passeriformes; Hirundinidae
Product: fractalkine-like
Exons: 3
Coding region: 59-1456 (465 amino acids)
Biological process (GO): inflammatory response; neutrophil chemotaxis; immune response
Cellular component (GO): extracellular region
Molecular function (GO): chemokine activity; CCR chemokine receptor binding
Source: RefSeq, a predicted model, not a curated record